UGUCAUCCAAUCGGGGGGUCACGUUGUGUCUUGGAGUGUGAUCCCAAGACUUCUCGUUUUCGGAGAUUGUUUAUUUGUUAUGGUGCAUGCAUUGAGGGCUUUUGGUGGUGCAGACCUUUGUUGUUCAUAGAUGUGACUGGUCUAGAAAGUAAGCAUAAGGGGCAACUAAUUGGUGCCACGGGAAAGAAUGGAAACCAAGGAUCUUUUCCCUUUGCUUUUGCUAUCGUGGACUCGGAAAAUGAGGUAAAUUGGAUCUGGUUCUUUGAAAACUUACCUAAAGUUUUGACUCCUCAAGGUAGGACGAUUACAUUUAUAUCUGAUCAUAACAAAGGUCUCACUGAAGCUGUUUCAGACAUGUUUCCAACAUCCCAUCGUGCAUUUUGCUUGCAGCAUUUCAAACAGAACCUUUUAUCUAAAUAUCCUUCUACGUAUGGCAAAUUUUUCCGGGAUCACAUUGUUGAUCUUUUUUUGAAAUGCGCUUAUGCUCACACUAAAGCUGCUUUUGAGGUUAAUAUGAGAAAUUUAAAACAUGAGGGUGGUGCUCCUGUUAUGACUUUUUUAGAAGAUCUUCCUAAGGAGAGUUGGUCAUAUGCCUAUUUUAAGGGUAGUCGAUAUGGUGAAAUGUGCAACAAUGCUUCUGAAUCAUUUAAUUCUUGGAUUUUUGAGCUACGUGCUUUGCCAAUCUGUCAAAUGGUUGAUGGCAUCAGGAGUAAACUCAUGAAAAUGAUGGCUGAAUGGAGUCGUAAAGCAGAGCAGUGGUGUUCUGUUCUAUGUCCUGUGAUGGAGAGAACCUUGAACGAAAGGUUGAUGGUUGGUAGGAAUUGGAAUGUUAGUCGUUGUAGUGCUUCUGUCUAUGAUGUGCAUGCUGAAAUCUGUGUUAAAGUUGAUUUGGCUAAUCGUUUGUGCUCCUGUCAUGAGUGGCAAAUAAAAGGCUUUACUUGUGUUCAUGCACUUGUUGCUAUUCAAAAAGAUUCUGGUUGCAUUCAUGAGUAUACUGAUGACCACUUCAAGUCAAGGUACUUUAGAUGUUCAUAUGCGUUUAGUAUUUCUCCCAUACCUGACAUUAAGAAUGUGAUGCAUUAAGGUUCAGAAGAUGUUAUCAUGCCUCCUCUUACUAAGAAGAGACGCGGUAGACCAACGACUAAAAUGCCAAAAUCUGUUGGUGCAGUUUAAAAGGUUGGUAAAUGCGGGCGGUGCGGUUGGAGCGUGUAAUAAGAAGUGUACAGGAAAUAUUUUAUCGUCUUGCAGAUUUUGGUUGUAGUGUACAACAAUUAUAUAAGUUUUUUUUUUUUUUUUGGGUAUCAUUUUUAUAUUUUUGUUCAUUUUUGCAUGAUUUUUUUAUUGAGGAAACUGUCACGGGAUUACUUUCUUUACAAGCUGUCAAUGAAGUAACAAGGUAACGUAACACUACAACUGAA
Messenger RNA from Prunus persica (peach), 1418 nucleotides. RefSeq lists its product as uncharacterized. The record is from RefSeq and is a predicted model, not a curated record. Gene Ontology annotation, molecular function: zinc ion binding. Bases 355 to 1083 code for a protein of 242 amino acids. NCBI's taxonomy places the organism in Eukaryota, Viridiplantae, Streptophyta, Magnoliopsida, Rosales, Rosaceae. The transcript has 2 exons.